Parnassius apollo (apollo) is the source of this 324-nucleotide messenger RNA. Lineage: Eukaryota; Metazoa; Arthropoda; Insecta; Lepidoptera; Papilionidae. The record is from the annotation of a GenBank genome assembly.
AUGUUACAUUAUGACCACAAGAAGAAAAAGUUGAGCAAUGACAAGCCAACAUCUCUGUUUCGAGAUGAUGAAUCUAACCAUGAUCCAUAUUCUGACGAUGACGGUGAAUACGUGUCAGACUACAAUCACGAGCCCAAUGAUAAGGAUGAAGAUAGCAGCAGUGACUGUAAUGCAAUUUUUGAUAUUUUUAAAGGAAUCCACAAAGAAUUUGGUCUGAAAGCGGAUCAUGGUUUUGCUGACUAUCAAAACGAUAACGGCGAGCAGGUAGACCAAAAUUCUGUAAAUAAAACUGUGAUGUUGAGCCCGAACGUGAUUCUGAUAUAA